This is a messenger RNA of Hibiscus syriacus, 514 nucleotides long. Its product is annotated as cytochrome c-like. Lineage: Eukaryota; Viridiplantae; Streptophyta; Magnoliopsida; Malvales; Malvaceae. Bases 45 to 383 code for a protein of 112 amino acids. Gene Ontology annotation, molecular function: electron transfer activity; heme binding. Gene Ontology annotation, biological process: mitochondrial electron transport, ubiquinol to cytochrome c; mitochondrial electron transport, cytochrome c to oxygen. The record is from RefSeq and is a predicted model, not a curated record. The transcript has 3 exons. Gene Ontology annotation, cellular component: mitochondrial intermembrane space.
AUUAGUAAAAAGUAAAAACCCGCCUUCAAUCUAAGUCAAAACCAAUGGCCUCAUUCGAGCAAGCGCCGCCCGGAGACGCGAAAAUUGGGGAGAAGAUCUUCAAGACUAAGUGCGCCCAGUGUCACACCGUAGAAAAAGGCGCUGGUCACAAGCAGGGGCCAAAUCUGAAUGGGCUUUUCGGGAGGCAGUCCGGCACAACUCCAGGGUACUCUUAUUCCGCUGGUAACAAAAAUAUGGCUGUGAAUUGGGGAGAGAACACAUUGUAUGACUACUUGCUUAAUCCUAAGAAGUACAUUCCUGGGACAAAGAUGGUUUUCCCUGGAUUGAAGAAGCCACAGGAUCGUGCUGACCUUAUUGCUUAUCUGAAGCAAUCAACUGCUUGAUGGGUCUGCUUCAUAUCAGCUAUUUUGGAACAAAGGAAGAGUUUUGCACUGUGAUUUUUUUUUGACAUGAUAAAAAAACUAGGCGUUUCUUGAAAUAAAUAGGAAAAAAAAAACAAUCCAAGAUAAUAUGG